Messenger RNA from Cucurbita pepo subsp. pepo (vegetable marrow), 1981 nucleotides. Its product is annotated as homeobox protein ATH1. Gene Ontology annotation, biological process: regulation of DNA-templated transcription. NCBI's taxonomy places the organism in Eukaryota, Viridiplantae, Streptophyta, Magnoliopsida, Cucurbitales, Cucurbitaceae. Gene Ontology annotation, molecular function: DNA binding. The record is from RefSeq and is a predicted model, not a curated record.
GUGGUUCUCCAAACUUGCACCUUUUAUGGAGAAACAAAAGCCAAGUUCUUUGAAUCUUCUUCUCUUGCUUCUUUGGGAUGUCUCUGAUCUCCUGUGAGUCAAGAACCAUAAAAGCAUGUAAGCAGUGUAGCAGUCUUUUUGCGUUUAAUACUUUGCAAGUUUGAAGUUCAUUACAAAGCCAUCACAUCCAUUACUUGCCUAGUGAUUCAGAACCACGGUGCCCUUUUCAGAAGAUUUGGUGGGGGUUCCACUCUUUAGUUUCACAUCCUAUUUUGGAUGACAAAGAUUAAUCAAAUGUAAGGUUGCUUUCUUUGUUCGAGUAUGUUAACCUGAGCUGAUGCUGGAGGAUAAAGAUGGGGAGUUUUCAUCUACAAUGCUUCAUAGUUCGAGAGUGACUUGGGGAAUGCUCUGGUGAAUAUGGCCAGUACAAAUUCUGUCAUUGUAGGUGACAUUCUGCCUCUUCGCACUCCAAUUGCAGCUGGAUUUCCUAUCCUUUUGACUCUGCGGGAAUCUGGAUGCCCUGCUACUGAUGCAGAUGAUCAUAUAGUUGAUCAAUUGGGGUUCUUAGGCUCUUCUCCAAUGUCCACUGCCCCGCAACCGAACGAUUUGGGGGAUGUUUCCGGAGGUUGUUUGAAUUUCUCUGGUAAUGCUGAGUUUCAAGAUCAGCUAGCAGGAGCAAUUCCUAUUGCUUCUGUUUCUCCAGUGAAUGCAAAAGAUUCAGCAUUUUCAGCCCCUCAGUUCCAGCAAUUAGGGACUUUUAGAACUCGCUUCGAACACAGUUCCUCUAAUGCUUCGAACUCUUCAUUUGCAAGUUCUCUAAACUGUGAAGGUGACGAGUCUCUAUGUAAUGCAAAUAACGAGUGGGAAAACGGUCAUUUUCUUUAUAAUCAGCCAAUUGCUAGGGAUAAUCCAGUAAGAUCAGAUUUCCAGACCAUUUCAUCGAUGGAGAACCUGGUUCAGAAUGGCUGGAUGCCAUCCAACACUAUGAACUCCAAGUUAUGGAAUGAGCUUUCUCUGAGUCUUGCCACAUCCGAACCUGUGAUCGUUGGAGGAACCAAUUUCCUGGACCAGUAUUCACAGUUGACUUUUCCUGGUGCUACUCAGCCUUGCUUGAACAACACAGAAUUAGCCUGCAACUCCAUGGAUCUCUCUCUAAGUUACAAUUAUGGUAGUAGUCCUGUUCAUCCCUCUCAAGCAAUAUCAGGAUCAAGAUAUCUUUCCGUCAUUCAGGACAUACUUUCCCAAAUUGCAAGCUAUCCACUGGAAAGUUCAGAUCAAGUUAGCCAUUCAUCAACCACAGUUGGAUUUGUGCCAUUCUCAUCAAGUUCCCUGGAGACUCAAUGGCCGAAAUCAUCUGGUGAUGCCAAGAGAUCCCAUCUGUUGACUUUACAACAACUGAUUGAUGAGAGGUACACUCAAUGCUUGGACGAGAUUCAUACUGUUACAUCUGCAUUUCAUGCUGCCUCCAAUUUGGAUCCUCGCUUGCAUUCUCAUUAUACUUACCAGACAAUCACUUCUGUGUAUAAAAGCCUGAGGGAGAAGAUUACUAAUUGUAUCCUUGCAAUGGGAAUGCAUUCUAACACAGUCUGCACCAAGGAGAAGGAAAAGUCCUUCGAGACAACGUUCAUUCGGAAGCAGUGGGCUCUCCAGCAGUUGAAAAGGAAAGAUAAUCAAUUAUGGAGGGCACAGAGAGGCUUGCCUGAAAACUCUGUCUCAGUUCUAAGGGCGUGGAUGUUUCAGAACUUUCUCCAUCCGUACCCCAAGGACACAGAGAAGCACUUACUUGCAGUAAAAAGUGGAUUAACCAGAAAUCAGGUAUCUAAUUGGUUUAUCAAUGCACGUGUCCGGUUGUGGAAACCGAUGAUCGAAGAAAUGUAUGCUGAAAUGAGCAGAAGAAAAUCCUUUCAAAAUGAUUUAGGAUGAUUCGAAAGAAUUCGCCCGUCUGAGGUAAGCAUCAGCAGCGAGAAGAUGUAGCUUGAAC